UCUCUCUCUCUCUCCUCUCUCAUCUCUUCGUAGCGUCUCAUCAUCCUCUCUCUCCCUCUUCAUCGCGCUAAAACCCUAAUUUCCAAUCGAAACCCCCAAUUUCUCCACUCUCUAGCCAUGGUCGAGCGACGACGGAGGCCUCUGAUCCUCGCCUCCACCCGCGCCAUCCUCGACUCCGUCCUCAACUCCGCCAAAUCCCUCGGCGCCGCGGAGGGCGACGGCGUUCUCCGCCCUCGUAGGUCUCGCUUCGCCGACGAAGAUGGGGGCUCCGCCUCCGCCUCGCUCUGGCUCAAGGCCGGGAUCCUCCGCUUCGUCCCCGAAGGGGGCGGCGCAGAUGAGGAGUUUAACGAGUUGUCGUCCUUCGUAGGAGUCUCCGCCGACGUUCUCAGGAGCCUGGCGAUUACUUCUGGGUCUGCGGUUCUCAUAAAAAAUCCUGAGACCAAUGUUGGGAGGAUUGUUAAAGCCAUAGUUCUCAAUCGUCCAGUUCUAUCUGAGACUCAGAGAGAAGAGACUCAGUUUGCAAUCUCAACUUCAUUUUCUCGUAACCUAAUGAGUGUCUUGCCUUGUUGCAUAUAUCCAGCACCAACCAAUUUUCCCUUGAAUGAGGUGGUUGCUUAUGUUAGCCCACUUUUGGCCUUUAAUCUCGGAUUGCAUGUCUCUUGCCUUAAGCUUCUUCUUCGUAGGGGAGAAGAAUCGUUCAACUACUUGUCUCAAGUCGAAAGGCAUGAAACAGAAGAGUGUGGAAUAAGUGAUUCUUAUGCACAUGUAGAGCUUGCUCCUUGGCCUGACUUACCUAAAUACGCUUCCCACAUACGAGUUUCUUUUGUAAAAGUUCCUGAAUGUGGUAUCCUCUCUUCUCUUAGGGGAAAUUCUACUACCGAAGCGAGUGACCAUCAAGAUAUGAUAGAUUUUGCUUUGAAUGAGUACUUCAAAGUUGAUAGAUUUCUGGCUAGAGGCGAUGUCUUUUCUGUUCGUAGAAAUUGGAAUUGCAGUUCAGAGUUGUGUCUAGUUUGCAAUGAAAAGAAUGCCAAUGGGCUUUCCAGUAACAUAAUCUACUUCAAGGUAACUGCUAUUGAGCCAGCAGAUGAACCCAUUCUUCGGGUUAACCGUAAUCAAACGGCACUUGUUCUUGGUGGAGGUGCAGCUUCUGCAAUCCCAUCUUAUAACUUUGUUAGCAAUUCCAAUGAACCGAUGCCCUUGCAAGGAGACACAGUGAAGCUUUUGGCAUCUAUUCUUGCACCCGUAUUAUGCCCUUCAAGCCUAUCAUCGAAAUUCAGGGUUUCUGUUUUAUUAUAUGGUCCCUCAGGGUGUGGUAAACGAACUGUUGUUAGAUCUGUUGCGCAUCAUCUUGGGUUGCAUGUUGUGGAAUAUAGCUGUCAUGACUUAAUGGAAUCCUCAGAGAGAAGGCUAUCUGCUGUACUGUCGAAUACAUUCAAAGCUACUCAAAGGUACUCGCCUUGUAUACUUCUGCUUCGCCACUUUGAUGUGUUUGCAAAUCUCUCUUCUAAUGAAGGUUCACCAUCUGAUCAAGCGGGCAUAACAUCAGAAGUUGCAUCAGUUAUUAGAGAGUUCUCCAACCCACUGCCUGAAGAUGAGGAAUCCUAUCCGGCAAAAGAUGCAAAUGGUGGCCUAUAUUUUGUUGAAGCUGAAAGAGUAAGCAGGCACCGAGUGAUACUAAUUGCAGCGGCAGAUAGUUCUGAAGGUCUGCAACCACCUAUUCGUCGCUGCUUCAGCCAUGAGGUUAGCAUGACUUCUUUAAGUGAAGAGCAGCGGAGCAGUAUGAUAUCCGAGACGCUUCGUGGCUUCUCCAAGGUCUCUGAUGAGAGUAUUAAUGAUGAGUUUAUAAAAGAUGUUAUUGCACAAACAUCGGGUUUCAUGCCGAGGGAUAUACUUGCCUUGGUUGCUGAUGCCGGGGCAUCAUUUGUACAAAGAGUUCUUAUUCAGGGUGAUAUAGUUAAAAAAAGAGAAAGUCGUGAGAUUAGUAGUACAAGCUCUAUGGCCAUUGAAGAUAACAAUGGUGUUGAUACGUAUGAAACCAAGCACUUAGGAAUGGAAGAUUUUUCAAGAGCUUUGGAACGAUCAAAGAAAAGAAAUGCUUCUGCACUCGGUACCCCAAAAGUGCCUAAUGUGAAAUGGGAAGAUGUCGGUGGACUCGAAGAAGUGAAGAAAUCGAUUUUGGAUACAGUUCAGUUGCCUCUCAUGCACAAGCAUUUAUUUUCAUCUGGAUUGCGCAAGCGAUCAGGCGUUUUGCUUUAUGGACCACCAGGGACAGGGAAGACACUCUUGGCAAAAGCUGUUGCAACUGAGUGCUCGUUAAAUUUUUUGAGUGUGAAAGGACCCGAAUUGAUUAAUAUGUACAUCGGAGAAUCGGAAAAGAACGUCAGAGACAUUUUCCAGAAGGCCAGGUCAGCGCGUCCUUGUGUUAUUUUCUUUGAUGAGCUGGAUUCCCUUGCUCCGGCUAGAGGAGCUUCUGGAGAUUCAGGUGGAGUCAUGGACAGAGUGGUUUCUCAGAUGCUUGCAGAGAUCGAUGGUUUAAAUGAAUCCAGUCAGGAUCUAUUUAUUAUAGGAGCAAGCAAUAGACCUGACCUUAUCGACCCUGCUCUCCUUCGACCAGGCCGAUUUGACAAGCUUCUUUAUGUGGGAGUGAACUCCGAUGCAUCCUAUCGGGAGAGGGUUCUCAAAGCACUUACCAGGAAAUUUCAGCUGCACGAAGAUGUAUCACUACUCUCAGUAGCUAAGAAGUGUCCUCCAAAUUUCACUGGUGCGGAUAUGUAUGCAUUAUGUGCAGAUGCUUGGUUUCAUGCUGCAAAACGCAAGGUUUCAAAUCAUUCCGCAGAUUCUCCAAACUCUGAAGAAAAAAGCAAUUCAGUUGUCGUUGAAUUUGAUGAUUUUGUGAAGGUGUUAGGAGAAAUCUCGCCAUCUCUGUCUAUGGCGGAGCUAGCAAAAUACGAACGGCUGAGGGAAAAAUUUGAAGGACCUGCUAAAUGAGGCCAGAUUUACUUCAUCCAUUGUUUGCAGAGGUAAUCAAAUCUCUCCUCCUCAAAUUUUGGAUGAUUAAAUUCUUGCAGCUCAUUCCACCAAAGUUGGUAGUAUGACUUAGAUGUUCCUGCUGAUCAACUUAUUUCUAGAAAGAGAGGGAACUUCUGGAAGAGCCACGUGCUCUCUGAUGUCGAACUAUCUAUGUUGAGGUUCGUCUUAUUUUUAUACUUCAAUACAUAAAGAUUCGCUUUCCAAGAGAAAUUUGCCUUAAUUGGAAUUUGCUCGAUUGCACUACGUAUGAAUAAUUGCUGUUUCAAUGUUCGGCAUUGUCGCACUAUGAACAUGCUGUGCUUAAUUUCAUAGCCUUCAAUUAGCCUAGCAACACAAAAUUCAUCCCAAAUAGGUUAUUUAAUGAUACUCAAUUCAUCGCUCAACUUUAGUUCAGAGAUUGUAGUAGCCAAAACUCUUAGUAAUGAGGAAAUUCACAGAUAUUGAGAGAUGAACUUGUUAGUUCUUGUAAUUAUCUAUUUCCUGAUUAUUUUAUUUUAUUUUUUGAGUGGCAAUUGAAACCUGUCAUAACAUGUGUCAAAUAAUGCAACUUCACCUUCUUUUCCUUUUAAA
Molecule: messenger RNA, 3600 nt
Organism: Ananas comosus (pineapple)
Lineage: Eukaryota; Viridiplantae; Streptophyta; Magnoliopsida; Poales; Bromeliaceae
Product: peroxisome biogenesis protein 6
Exons: 16
Coding region: 118-2988 (956 amino acids)
Biological process (GO): protein import into peroxisome matrix
Cellular component (GO): cytosol; peroxisomal membrane
Molecular function (GO): ATP hydrolysis activity; ATP binding
Source: RefSeq, a predicted model, not a curated record